Numida meleagris (helmeted guineafowl) is the source of this 1261-nucleotide messenger RNA. It is a transcript of the gene MRNIP, whose product is annotated as MRN complex interacting protein. The transcript is spliced from 7 exons. NCBI's taxonomy places the organism in Eukaryota, Metazoa, Chordata, Aves, Galliformes, Numididae. Gene Ontology annotation, cellular component: nucleus. Gene Ontology annotation, molecular function: chromatin binding. The record is from RefSeq and is a predicted model, not a curated record. The coding region runs from base 49 to 1128 and encodes 359 amino acids. Gene Ontology annotation, biological process: mitotic G2 DNA damage checkpoint signaling.
GGUGGGGUCACGUGAGCGGAAGGCGCGCGUUGCCAUGGCGAGGGCGGGAUGGCGGCGCCCUGUUGGGUGCUGCGGUGCUGCUCGUGCCGCCUCUUCCAGGCGCAGCAGGCCAAGCGGAGCGGGAAGUGGAGCUGCAGCGUGUGCGGGCAGCGGCAGGCCCUGCAGAAGGUUUACGGGCAGGGCUCAGGCCGAGACUGCAGGCUGCACGUCCAGAAGCUGAACUUGCUGCAGGGUGAGGCGGAGGAGGCCGCUGCCCGCACGGCUCGGUACAUAGAAGAAUCUGAAAACAGCAACAAAAAUGCAGCUGUCCUCCAUGAGAACAGUUCGGUGCAGCAGGGAGGAAGGGCAGAAGUCAGUCGCUGGAGUAAGUAUCUGGACAAGGGCAGUGAAGAUCGAGAAGAGGAGGAAGAGGAGGGAAGUUCAGAAAGACAACAGUUCUGUUCCCAAAGGAAGAAUGCUGUGGAAGAACGAAGGAAAAAGCAGAAGAGCUUCCUCUACAGUGAUGUUCAGGAGAACUCAGAGGAAAAUGGUGCUUUCCAGCUUGCCUACCAAGCCAAAAAGCACAAGAAAUGUUCAAUAGCAGUGCCUGAUGAAGAUGAUGGAGAUGCUGUUUCUGCAGACAGUUUAGUGCCUACUGUCUUUGAGUCUGUAGUGCCACAGCAGACCAACCAACCCCCAGCUGCUUGUACCAAACCCUCCAAGUGGGAAAAAUACCUCUCCUGUUCUGACAACCGUAGUGAAAAUGCUGUUGUGGCCACACUGUCACCACAGGAUGGCAGUGGAAGGUUGGGACCACACAGCACCACUGCCGUAAGUAUGGCCACUAGACAUUCGCAACAGGGUCGAAGUGCUCUUCCUCCAGGUACAGAUUUUCAAUUUAAAAAGUGCAUUGCUAGCUCUGAGCAACUUGCCUUAAAACUGCCUGGCAGCAUGCUGCCCAGCAUCAGUUGCUCAGGGGAGAAGGAUACACUGGCCAAAGAACCUCAAAGCCAGGUGCUCCAGGCUGGAUCUGGAGGCUUCAACACCUGUAGCAGACCUCCUGCACCUGCCCUGGUGAGGCCCAACUCUCACACUGCUUCUUGUGAACGCCUCUUCUGCACAGGUGAUGAGUUUGAUGAUGAUUUCUGAGAAACUCACGCAUCUUUACUGUUGCUUUUCUGUAUGUCUGUUGGGUAUUUGGGUUGCGUCUUGAGUACUGAAGCAAGAUUUUGAAGUGAAAGUGGCUUCAAGAGAACUAUUAAAGUUGUUUAUAUGGCAUAUA